This is a messenger RNA of Cygnus atratus (black swan), 3776 nucleotides long. It is a transcript of the gene TRAF1, whose product is annotated as TNF receptor associated factor 1. Gene Ontology annotation, cellular component: cytoplasmic side of plasma membrane; plasma membrane signaling receptor complex. Gene Ontology annotation, biological process: regulation of apoptotic process; tumor necrosis factor-mediated signaling pathway; protein K63-linked ubiquitination. The coding region runs from base 121 to 1797 and encodes 558 amino acids. Gene Ontology annotation, molecular function: zinc ion binding; ubiquitin protein ligase binding; tumor necrosis factor receptor binding. The record is from RefSeq and is a predicted model, not a curated record. NCBI's taxonomy places the organism in Eukaryota, Metazoa, Chordata, Aves, Anseriformes, Anatidae. The transcript is spliced from 11 exons.
GCCGGGGCGGCCCGAGGCACCUCCGCCGCUCCCCGCCCGGCCCCGCGGCUCUCGCCCGCUGCGUGCCGAGGGGCCCGGCUCGGCCCGGGCCGCCCCCGCGGGCUCAGUAGUUGACUUCAAAUGGCUGAGAAAUCAAGCAGAGGCCCGCAGGAUGUCCUCAGCUCUUCUCCUGAUGAAAAUGAAUUUCCUUUUGGAUAUCCCACUAACAUCUGUGAAGAUGCACCUGAUCAGAAGUACCUGUGCAGCAACUGCAACAAUAUUCUGAAGAAAGCCCUGCAAACGCUCUGUGGGCAUAGGUACUGCUCAGCCUGCCUGUCGUGGAUUGUACGAAACAAUAAAAAUCCAAUUUGCCAGAAAUGUAAGGAGGAGGAUCCCAGUACUUUAAGUGAAGGAAGCCUAUUGGCAGAAGAAAGGGCUUUUGGCGAUGCUGCCAUUAAUAAAGAGAUUUCUGAGCUCAAAGUACGCUGCGUGACCCCUGGAUGCAGUUGGUCUGGUAUCAUGAAAAUUUUUGAAGAGCAUCAGAGUUUAUGUGAAUAUGCUUUAAUCCCUUGUCACACUGGUUGUGGACACAUGGUAAUGAGAAAGAAUCUUGCAGAUCAUUUGGAAAACGGAUGUGUUAAUAAUGUGACAAUGUGUCAGAAGUGCAAGCGGAGCCUAUCCAGUAGUGAAUACCAAAAACAUUCAUGUGAAGGCAGUUUAUGUAGGGAGCAGAAACGUGUGCAAACAGAAACAUCAUCAAAGGAAAAGAACCACUCUACAGUCUUGAUCAACAAGGAUGGAUGUCGGUUUUCUGAAGUUGGCUGUUCAUUUAGGGGAAGCAAAGAGAAGAUGAAGGAGCAUGAAAAAACUGCAGUUGGGGCCCACAUGCUGCUUCUGCUGCAGCACAUAAAGCAACUGAAGGCAAGCUUGUGCACUGUUUCCAAAGCUGCAAAUGGUUUCGUCCCACAAUCACAGCUGAAUGUGAAUGUUGCAGACAAAAGCAUCCCUGAUCUGCAGAUCCCAGGCGGUCUGGAAAUCAAUGGGGAUCUGGAAGUAGACUGUUUUCCUGCAUCUUCUGUUCCUGAAGAUGAAUCUGUUCUGCAGCAACUUGUGAGGGAGAAAGUGAUUUCUGAGCUAGAAAAUAAGCUACACGUGUUUGAGAAUAUUGUGUCAGUACUCAAUAAGGAAGUGGAAACCUCUAACUUGGAAAUCACAGCCUUUCGGAGACAGAGUGAACUUGACCAAAAUAUAAUACGAGGCCUUGAACUGAAGAUUGCAGAGUUGCACCGGUGCCUGACCCAGAAGGAUGCAGGCCUCAGCAAUCUUCAUAAGAGUCUUCUGUUCUCUGAGCAAGCGUCCUACGACGGGGUCUUUCUGUGGAAAAUAACAGAUGUUGGUCGGAAGUUACAGGACUCUGUGACGGGAAGAACAGUCAGUUUGUACUCACCAGCUUUCUACACUGCAAAGUAUGGCUACAAGGUUUGUCUGCGGAUUUAUCUGAAUGGGGAUGGGACAGGAAAAGGAACCCAUGUGUCACUGUUCUUUGUUGUUAUGAAAGGAGACUAUGAUGCUCUGCUCCCUUGGCCUUUCAGACACAAGGUUACAUUUAUGCUGCUUGACCAAAAUAAUAGGGAACAUAUUAUUGAUGCAUUUCGCCCAGACUUGACUUCUGCUUCCUUUCAGAGACCAGUGAAUGAUAUGAAUGUUGCAAGUGGCUGUCCCAUGUUCCUCCCUUUGACCAAAUUACAGUCACCUAAAUAUGCCUAUGUGAAAGAAGACACACUUUUCCUUAAAUGCAUUAUAGAAACAAAUUCCUAAAUCUUGAAAUAUGGGUGUCUGGUAAAUCGACCACUGAAAUUCAUUAGUUUACGAGAAAAAAACCAUCAGCUUGAGACAUCGUAUUAGUUUUCAUUUGCACUCAAAAUCCAGAGAGCCUGAGCCUGUGCUGCAUUGAAUUAAUUCAGAUCAACCGGAUCUGCCCGCUAGCGACAGUUACUGCUGAGCAUGCUGAGUGCUUUGCCCAGUGCCACAUGGAGUGUGCUACUGCAAAUGAGAACUGUGAUUAUUUCAUGAAACAGCUGAUACUCCUGCCUUAGAUGUAGAUUACAGUCACACCCCUGCAGAUUCACAUGUGGACAGAGGGGCUGCUCCUUCCCACGUGUGCCCAGGUAUGUGUGUCACUCUGGCAGAGUGCAGCCCAAGCUCCCAUCUGGCAGCCUUGGCUUGAGAGGUUGCAGGGUUGCAAGAGGUGAGGCCGAGCUUUCCACAUCCUCCAGUAGCACCGAGGCACGCGGCUCACUUUUCCAGGAGGUUCCAUGCACCUCUCAGCUGCCCUGGCUGGCAGCCCUGCAGUGGGAUUUUGGCUGUUCCCUGCCAGGGACAAGGGCAGAUUCCUUCCCCUGAGGCUCCAUUUGGGUGUCUUUGUGCUUUUUGGUAACCUUGAAAGCAAUGAGUUGUGGAUAGCGUUUGUAGCUUGAAAUCCUUCUACUGGAUGACUUAUUUCUUGCUAUUUAUUUUAGUCCUAUAUUUAUGUGCUCUGUAAAAAAAAUGCACUGUUGCAUCAGCAAUGUGACCAGAUUACACUGUGCCUGGGGGAAAUCAACUCCAGUGUUUCUGAAAGGAGUAGUUUGACUUUCCCACUUCAAACGUGGAGCUCUGAGGGUUAAUCCCAGGGAAGUCCAGAGCUGCCGGAUCAAGCAGUGGUAAGGACCCUUCAGUAGCUUUGUUUUAAAGUGUUCAGUGUCUUCUGAAACUUCAAGGCAAGUGACUAAUUAGGAAGCACCGAUCUUUUUCCUGUUUAUUUAUUUUUCUGUGCUCUGAUUUUUCUUUUUACAUGCUAAAAUGGAAAUAUCUACUAGAAAAGUUUUUAUCCUUUUUUUUUUUUUUUUAAAUAGAGGCAAGGAAUGAAUAGAGACUAUUUUUACAAUCAAGUCAAGCUUGCAAAUGUAUGAAGUUCAAAUGCUAAACCUUAUCCUCCAAAACAGCAAGCAUCAUGCUCUUUAUUCCCUACUUAACAACUGAUUGGCAAAAUCACUGGAGUCAGGUUUUGGUGCAGCAGUUUCUGAACUUCCAGCAAACUCAUGCCAGCAGCACAGCUUGCUCGUCCAGGACCGCAAGGCAUUCUCCAGGACCAGUGGGACUGUAGUGCACAAACCCAAGGCCUGAUCUUGCAGACAGAGGCAAGCGUGUAUUUAUGAGUGAAAGGCUUUUAUGCAACUAUAUUCAUUUUUCCUCUGCAAUAUUCCCCAUGUCUCACUUGAAAACUCAAAACUGAGAGACAAUAUUGUGCCCACUGCAUGAGAAGGGAAAGGAGAAACUAUUUGUCCACUGAUAUUUUGCAAACCAUGGAAACAGCAGCUGUCUGGUAGAGCUGGUGAAAUGUCAUGUGCUGUAACUAACCUCCAGCCUGACUGCUGACUUACGAACAGAUAUUUCAAUCUCUCAUUUCUAUCUCGACAGCAUCCUUUUAAAUAAUUAGUUGUGAUGAAGUAUCAGAUUUCAGAAAACAAAAAAAAUUCAUAAACAAAUAUCUGUCAAAGGUUGUUUGGGAAGGAACUGGAUGUUCUUUGCCCUGCCCCAUAGUUUUUUUCUCUUCCGUGUUUGAAAUGUUCUUUCAGGCACAGAAAGUUAUUUUUCCAGUUAUGUGCCAGACCCUCUAACCACACUGGAGUAAUAUGCCUAAAAAUAUUACGCUUUUCAUAGCUGUGCAAUUUUGACAAGUGCUGUAUUUAUUACAAUCAUUCAUAUUUUCUUAACAUUUUAUUUAUUUCCUAAAUAAAGCUCACUAACGUAAAAAA